Trichoplax adhaerens is the source of this 1224-nucleotide messenger RNA. RefSeq lists its product as uncharacterized. Gene Ontology annotation, biological process: protein N-linked glycosylation; dolichol-linked oligosaccharide biosynthetic process. The record is from RefSeq and is a predicted model, not a curated record. The coding region runs from base 1 to 1224 and encodes 407 amino acids. Gene Ontology annotation, cellular component: membrane. Gene Ontology annotation, molecular function: UDP-N-acetylglucosamine-dolichyl-phosphate N-acetylglucosaminephosphotransferase activity. The transcript has 7 exons. Lineage: Eukaryota; Metazoa; Placozoa; Uniplacotomia; Trichoplacea; Trichoplacidae.
AUGAUCGAUGUACCGGAUCCUAUCAUCAUUAAUGCUUUUGCAUCAGUCAUUGCUUUGAUAACCACUGUCAUUUCGAUCCCUGGUGCUAGGCGAUUAUUCAUCCAAGCUGGCCUUCAUGGACGCGAUCUGAAUAAAACUUCCGAUGAGAAAGUAGCGGAAUCACUCGGUGUUGUAUGUGGCUGUGCUUUCCUCAUUACAGUAUUCAUUUUUAUUCCCAUUCCUUACAUUGCAUUAUGGCUGGAGCGAGGAAAAUACACAUUUCCACAUCAUGAGUUUGUGGAGCAUAUUUCUGCUCUACUAUCUAUUUGUUGUAUGAUUCUGCUUGGCUUCUCUGAUGAUGUUCUCAAUCUUAGAUGGCGUCAUAAGCUCAUUUUACCAACUAUUGCUUCACUACCACUUCUAAUGGUCUAUUUAGUCAAUUUUGGAUCUACAACUAUCAUUGUUCCCAAGAUUUUGCACGCUUACGUUGGGAAUGAUUUGAAUUUAGGCUUCCUUUACUACGUCUAUAUGGGUAUGCUGGCCGUCUUUUGCACCAAUGCUAUUAAUAUAUAUGCCGGAAUUAAUGGUAUUGAAGCUGGCCAAUCAUUAGUUAUUGGACUUUCUGUAAUGACUUUUAAUAUCAUUGAACUUAAUGGAGCAUCCCCUGAUGCGCAUCGUUUCUCACUUUAUUUUAUCAUGCCCUUUUGUGCAGUCACUGCUGCGCUUCUCUUUCAUAACUGGUAUCCUUCAAGAGUUUUUGUAGGUGAUACGUUUUGCUAUUUUGCCGGAAUGACAUUUGCAGUGGUCGCUAUUCUAGGACACUUUAGCAAAACCAUGCUGCUAUUUUUCAUCCCACAAAUCUUUAAUUUCUUGUAUUCGUGCCCACAACUCUUUGGGCUUGUCCACUGUCCUAGACAUCGACUUCCAAAGUUUAAUCCUAAGACAGGAUUACUCGGCAUGAGCUUUGCCCACUUUAAAAGCAAAGAUUUAAAUUUUCUUGGUCGUCUAUGUCUAAGAUUGUUUCGUCUUUUUGGCCUUUUGCAUGUCGAAGAGAGUAACGGAGAGGGUAAAGAAUAUAUGCAGGUCAACAAUUUAACAAUUAUCAAUCUUUUAUUAAAAUAUAUUGGACCGACGAGAGAACCCGUACUAACGACAUACCUCUUAAUCAUUCAAGUAUUAUGUUCCGGAUUGGCCUUUUUAAUAAGAUAUAAAAUUGCUGGAAUAUUUUAUGAUAUCGUAGUUUAG